Puntigrus tetrazona (Sumatra barb) is the source of this 2466-nucleotide messenger RNA. It is a transcript of the gene slc35f3a, whose product is annotated as solute carrier family 35 member F3a. The record is from RefSeq and is a predicted model, not a curated record. The transcript is spliced from 8 exons. Bases 360 to 1799 code for a protein of 479 amino acids. Gene Ontology annotation, cellular component: membrane. NCBI's taxonomy places the organism in Eukaryota, Metazoa, Chordata, Actinopteri, Cypriniformes, Cyprinidae.
CCAAACGCUCGAUUCUGUAACAGCUUAUUAAAAUGGGCUCGUCAGAAUGCCGAAUGAAAAAGAUCGCCUCUGUCUCGGAGUGAGUUACUGGGUGCAUGUUUUGACAAAAAACUACAGUUGCUUCUCAAUAAGCGCCUGAGAAUCCUAGUCUUUUUAGCCUGCCAUCGUCUAGCUUGCGGACUGCUGUACCAUAAACAAGUUUACGCUGUUUAGGACAGCAACUGCAAGUUUGACGCUAGAAAACGUUCGCGUGCGCGCUCUCGCAGUUUUGUUCACAUUGAUUGGCAGCGUUUUGUCGCGUUGCGUUGUGCCGUGCCUCUAUAGUUUGCGCCGGGGACGGUGCGUUUACAUGCAGGGGAAUGAGGAAGCCUUCAGACAUGAGUCCGCGCCGCCUGUCAGAUAUCAGUCCUCAGAUCAGACAGCUGAAAUCCCUCGUCACUGAUGAUGAAGAUCUGAGUGAAGAACUGAAGUCAUCGAGAUCGGUCGAGUACAUCAACAACGCAUCCAUAGAAGAGCGGAUCCUGAGGAUCACUGGUUACUAUGGCUAUGAGCCCUGGAACGCAUCUCUUAGAGGAGAUGACCAGUCCAACAGCGAGAAGGUGGAAGUGAAGGUAGAUGGCCACUGUGCCACAGAAACAGUCAAAUCAGAUUGCGAGAACAGGCUGCAGAGGCUUCGCUGCUGUUUGCAUAUGACCGCAGUCCACCUGCGCAGAGCACUGUGGGGGGUUGCCGUGGUGCUCUGCAUCUGUGUUUCUUGGACAGGCUGCACUCAGUUGGCCAAGAUAACCGUCAGGCGCUUGAAUGUCCCGUUCACCCUCACUUGGUUCUCCAGCUCCUGGAACUGUGCCAUCUUCCCUCUUUACUACCUGGGUCACCUGUGCUGCAGCAAGGACAGACAGACUCCCAGACAGCGCUUCAGAGAGUGUUGUCAGUUCUUGGGCGAUGAUGGGCUGUCCCUGAGGAUGCUGCUCUCUCGCGUGGCUCCUUUUGGGGUGCUGUGGACUCUCACCAGCUACCUGUACCUGCAAGGCCUUCGCAGAAUCCCUGCCACUGAUGCCUGUGCCCUUUUCUGCUGUAGUCGUGCCUUUGUCUUCCUAAUAUCCUGGAUUGUCCUGCGGGAUCGCUUUAUGGGAGUGCGGAUUGUGGCAGCCAUUUUAGCCAUUGGGGGCAUUGUUAUGAUGACAUAUGCCGAUGGUUUCCACAGCUAUUCUGUGAUAGGCAUCUCCCUUGUGGUUGGUUCUGCAUCAACAGCAGCUAUAUACAAAGUUCUGUUUAAGCUUGUUCUGGGUAGCGCAAAGCUGGGUGAAGCAGCUGUGUAUCUUACGGUCCUCGGUGGAGCUAAUUUUGUCUUCAUUAGCGCUGUCCCUCUGAUCCUGCUUCUCAUGGGGGCCGAGGACUUUGUUUCACCUCGAGAUUUGCCAUGGCCAAGCAUCUGUGGCAUGUCCGCUCUUCUGCUGGUGUUCAACUUCCUCUUGAAUUUUGGUGUUUUGAUAACACUCCCUACUCUGAUUUCUCUGGGCGUCAUCCUAAGUGUGCCUCUCAAUGCUGUCAUAGAUCGCUACAUGUGUGAGAUCCAGCUCAACAGUGUACGCAUCAUUGCGGUGUCCAUCAUUUGUUUGGGCUUCCUUUUGCUCUUACUGCCUGAAGACUGGGACCAGUGUCUGUCACAGUUACGAUCAAUGCUCUACAACCGAGAAGAGCCACAAGAGAGCGCCAGAGACAAACACUCAGAAACUCUCCACAUCAGGCCGAGGGAGUCAAAGAACUGCAACUCCAAAACCACUCCCAGCAUCCACUGACUCCGCAUUUCAUUCAUUUCAAAAGCUCUCGACAGGCACCGCAUUACUCUCUUCCACAAUUAUGGGGCAAUUUAGAUGUACUGCAUAUCCAAAACUGAUUAGGUGGACGGAAGUUGCUCGAGAUGAGAAGGUUAUUCUAGAUGAUUUACAGUUAUUGAUGAGCAAGUUUGUGUUUCGAUUUAAAGUGCCAUUGUGUCAGAUUUGGAAAUGUGUAGGUUUGUAUGUUACUUUGUGGCUUCAUGUGUUGAAUGACGUAUGUUUGUAUAUUGCCAGUAUCUCCGCUGCUGACACGUGGUCACACUUACAGGUAUAACAUAAUACUCCUGAUAUCAGCUGUAAUCUGACACCGGUUCUCUAUACUCAGCAUAUGUAUUUGACAGUGAUAUGGCUUCGUAUAAUCUGAAAGCAAAGUUACACCCAUAGAUUCCUCCGAAAAAAUAUCUCGCAUUAUAUAUCUAUCAGUGGCAAUACUUGGUUCAUAUAUUCCUGUGGAAUUAAGGCUUAAUGUAAACCUUUGUAAGGAUUUUUGUUACUACUUAAUAGCAAUAAUAAAGAAUGAAUGUAUAUCCUUUGCAUAUUGUAGCAGUCUGUAAGAUAGAUGGAUUGAUGUACAUGUAUGCCUAAAGCAUUUAAAUUGACCAUUUAUUAAAUAAAAAAAAUUAACGAC